Messenger RNA from Cucurbitaria berberidis CBS 394.84, 4397 nucleotides. Its product is annotated as glycoside hydrolase family 1 protein. Gene Ontology annotation, biological process: carbohydrate metabolic process; proteasome-mediated ubiquitin-dependent protein catabolic process. The transcript is spliced from 7 exons. NCBI's taxonomy places the organism in Eukaryota, Fungi, Ascomycota, Dothideomycetes, Pleosporales, Cucurbitariaceae. The record is from RefSeq and is a predicted model, not a curated record. The coding region runs from base 1 to 3930 and encodes 1309 amino acids. Gene Ontology annotation, molecular function: hydrolase activity, hydrolyzing O-glycosyl compounds; protein binding. Gene Ontology annotation, cellular component: GID complex.
AUGGCUCGAUUGUUUCGAAAUCCUCUUCUUGGUCUUCUCCUCCUCUCGUCCUCAGUAGCUACUCAAAGCAAUGGCACAGCAACCGUCUCUUUCUCGCUGCCGUCUGGAUACACAACAUCAAGCUUUAAUGCAUCUGCACAACCCACAGCUUUUACACGAACCGACUUUUCCCCCAACGCUCUCGCAUCCCUUUGGGAUCUCGUAGGUCCCAUCGCAACAGGACCAGUUACAUCCACGCCCUCUCCAACACCAGAGCCCAGCUCUUACCCACGGCCAGACCCCCAAUACUACCACGCCUUAGUUGGCAGCGCAUAUCCAGAGACUAGAGACCUGAAGCUGCCACAGGGUUUCCGAUGGGGCUUGAGCUCUUCGGCGUACCAGAUCGAAGGCGCGGCGAAAGAUGAGGGAAAGGGACCCAGUAUUUGGGAUCUGUUGGCGCAUCGAGUGCCGAAUUUUGUGGCGGAUAAUACGACGGGUGAUGUUGUUGCUAGUCACUACUAUCUGUAUAAGCAGGAUUUUGCCAGGCUGAAGAGCUUGGGUGUUAGAGCUUUCAGUCCCAGCUUCUCCUGGCCUCGCUUCUUCCCUUUCGGCCACGGCUCAGUAAACGAGGAUGCGAUUGCGCACUACGACGAUGUGAUCUCCGAAUUGCACGCCCAAGGCAUCCUGCCCGCGGUCACGUUAUUCCAUUGGGAUACACCAUUGGCGCUCUUCAGCGAGUAUGGCGCCUGGACAGACAAGCGCAUCGUCGAUGACUUCUUCAACUACGCAAAGUUCGUCAUCACGCGGUACGAUGCGUACGUGGAUGAAUGGUUCACCAUCAACGAGCCACAGUACUGCAAUUGGCAGUACGCGGGCUAUCCAGCAGGCAAGUACUAUCCCGCGCCAAACGGUGUGACGGGAGGCAACAAAGCGCGAUUCCUGUGUGGUCAUCAUACACUACUUGCGCAUGCGAAGGUGGCAAAAUGGUAUCAUGGGGAGUUCAAGGGCCGUGGCAGGAUCACAUUCAAGAACUCGGGAAACUAUUACGAGGCAAAUAGCACGUCACCUGCCGAUGAGAUCGCGCGGCAGCGAAAUUUCGAUUUCAGCAUUGGAUGGUUUGGCGGGCCGUGGACAGAUGGCGAUUAUCCCCAGAGCCUCAAGGAUACGCUGGGUGACAUCUUACCGGAACUUACACAGGAAGAGAAGGACCUGAUCAAGGGCAGCUGCGAUUUCUACGCUAUCGAUCCGUAUUCGUCUUUCCUCGCAUUCGAGGUGGGUGGCGGUCUUGAAGCUUGCACGAGUAACCGCUCACACCCUGCGUUCCCUGAAUGCGCCGGCUCCGCGAGCAUCGCACCGAAUGGAUUCCCUAUCGGACCAGCUGCUGAUCCGGCGAUGAGCUGGUUCUACUCUGCUCCUUCCGGCGUACGCAGAUUCCUGAAGCAUAUCACGCAGGUCCUCUUCCCUUCCAUUCCCGACAUUGUCGUGACUGAGUUCGGGUUCGCCGAGCCAUUCGAGGCACAAUGGUCGAAUCUUAAUUCUGCGCUCUGGGACCUGAAGAGAGCGGAUUACUUCCAGCAGUAUCUAGACAACAUUCUGUUGGCGAUCCACGAGGACAAGGUGAACGUUACUGGCGCCUGGGGGUGGGCUAUAUUCGACAAUUUUGAGUGGUUGCUAGGUAUGUCGGUGAGAUUUGGAGUGCAAUACGUGAACUAUACAAGCUUGGAGAGGACUCCGAAGGCGACGUUCGUCCUGGCAGACGAAACCACCCCGAUCCCUUCUCCCCUAAUCGCCCCCGACAGCCCAGCCACUCCGAAUUCCCCAACUUCUACUUCCCCAGUAAUCUCUGCCCAUCCCACUACCUCCGAACCCACCGCGAGACCUCUCGAACAGACAGACGCCACCCUUCCAGACCCGUCCGAUCACACUACAGCCGGGAAGCGCAGGCACAGCUUCUCCGAGAGCGACGAAGCGGAAGAGGGUCCUGCAACACGCCGGAACGCAGGCCGGUCCACCCGCCAUAUCUCGAAGCGCAGGCGCAGAACAGACGGGACAAUGCGCCUUGACAACGACACUUCAAAACCAUCUCGCUCACCCUCGCAAAACUACACAAACGGAUCGUCACGCUCAUCCGGGCCCAGGUCACCCCUGGGCAAAGUACAGAAUGGAGACUCGCAUGCGCGCGCCGAGAGCAACGGCUCGUACACCAAUGGCGGCCCGGUAGCGAACCGCAGUGCAGUACCUACGACAUUCUUUGGCCACGACAGGGAAGAAGUUACGCGCAUAUUGAUACAGAGUCUGACGGAUCUGGGCUAUCAUAGUGCUGCAGGAGCUUUGUGCAAGGAAAGCGGCUUUCAGUUGGAAGGGCCGACAGUGGCGUCAUUUCGAACCUCCGUGCUGAAUGGCGACUGGACUGAGGCUGAAGAGUUGUUAUUUGGCACCAACACAUAUGAUGGUGGCGGAGGCAUCGGUCUGGAUGUGUCGUAUGGCAAGUCAUGGGGGAAGUCGCGGUCGAGACCGCAUUCGCAGCAUUCAGGAGGCUUGACGCUUACUGAGGGUGUGAAUCGGGACGAGAUGCUGUUUUGGGUGAAGCAACAGAAAUACCUGGAGCUAUUAGAGCAAAGAGAACUAGCCAAGGCGCUCACAGUGCUCAGGCAGGAGCUCACACCGCUUCAUCAAGAUGUUGGCAGAUUACACGCUCUUUCAAGUCUAAUGAUGUGCCAGUCUGCCGAGGACCUGAGGCAUCAAGCGCAGUGGGACGGGGCCCAGGGCGAGUCGCGGACGCAUCUCCUUUCCGAACUUUCAAAGUCCAUCUCUCCUCGCGUCAUGAUCCCGGAACAUCGGUUAUCUAUACUUCUAGAUGAAGUCAAGGAUAGCUGGAUAGCGAAUUGUCUCUAUCACAAUACAGCCGCUUCGCCAUCACUUUAUCUAGACCACAACUGCGAGAGGGAAAACUUCCCUACCAAACCUGUUCUCGAGCUCAAACACCACAAGGAUGAGGUGUGGUUCCUGAAGUACUCAAACGACGGCACGAAGAUGGCAUCAACAAGCAAAGAUGCAACUAUUAUCAUCUACGAAACGAACACGUACAAGGUGAUACAUCAGCUCGAUGAGCACCAGGGCUCAGGAGUAGCACACCUCGCUUGGAGUCCCGACGAUUCGAAGAUUGUAACCUGUUGUGCGCAGCCGGAGAACGCUACUCGAAUAUGGGAUGUCAAGACCGGCGCAUGUAUACAAUACAUCAGCGACUUCACCUACCCCUGCACAACAGCCGCCUGGGCGCCUUCUGGCAAACACGUCAUCAUCGGCUCCCAAGACGAAAAACUAGGCUGCGCCAUCUGGGACCUCUCAGGCCAUCUCAUCCACUCAUUCAGCUCCUCGUCCUCGUCGUCCUCAUCCCCUUCCUCGCCCCCAAACAAAAUCCGCCCCAACGACCUCGCCAUCUCGCCUGACGGUCAACGGCUCGUAGUCGUGUCCGAGAGCUCAAUUAUCGUAUUCGAUCUCGAGAGCUACGAGAGGUUACGUGAGUGGCAGCUUGAUGAUGGUAAGCUUACGAGCGUGAGUAUCAGUGCAGAUAGCCGUCAUAUGCUGGUUAGCGAGGAUCAGGAUAGAAUUCGGCUUAUGGAAAUUGAGUCUGGCGAGGUUGUGCAGAAAUUCGAGGGGCACAGUCAGAGGCAAUUCAUCAUCCGCUCCGCAUUCGGUGGCGCAGAUGAGAACUUCGUUGUUAGUGGAAGUGAAGAUUCCAGGGUUUACAUUUGGCGCUCUAACGGUCUGCUGAUCGAAGCCCUUGACGCACACUCCAGCUGUGUCAAUAGCGUAGCAUGGCACCCCAAGGACCCCACUGUAUUCGCCUCCGCAGGCGAUGAUGCCAGGAUCAUGAUAUGGAAACCAGCCUCAGCACUGCCGCUGUCUUCGAGUAGUGGAAGUGGGCCGAGUAACGGCUAUGGACGUUAAUCUCGUUCGUCCUCUAGAUCUCAAACGGAAGCCUUGAGGAUCGACGGGCUGAUACCGUUACAUGAUUGGUGUUUGCAUUACUCGGCGUCCGGUGGAUUGCAUAGGUGAUACCUAGGUAUAGCAGAACGGAUCUGCCUGGGUUUGUCUGAGUCUUUGUUUGGUGCAUUGUCGGGUUCUCACAAACGUGCAUAGUUUUUCACGUUAUCAUCAUACAUUACGAAUGUAGUGGAGUGUCCUGUCUCAUUGGCCGCAGAUGGGGUCAAUCCACUGUAUGUUUGUUGGUUUAUAGAUCGCAGUAGUGUGUUGUCAUCCAAGAGAGAAAUAUUGUCAUAUGGGAAGAGCUGAACAAGUCUGGAAGCUGAUACAUGGCAACUUGUGAGAACCUACCAUCGGGACGCUAAUAGUGAGCUAACCCAAUCAGGUAAUAAGGGUGUACAAACGUGGGGUAGCUUCCCUCAGCCUUCUCC